Molecule: messenger RNA, 810 nt
Organism: Trichoderma citrinoviride
Lineage: Eukaryota; Fungi; Ascomycota; Sordariomycetes; Hypocreales; Hypocreaceae
Exons: 2
Coding region: 1-810 (269 amino acids)
Source: RefSeq, a predicted model, not a curated record
AUGCCGCGAUCAUCAUCCGGAGAGCCCACCAAGCCUUCCAAGCGAAAGGGCACCAGAAGUGUUUCGACCCUGACGCCCUCACAACUGGCACGCAAGCGAGCCAACGACCGUGAGGCUCAGAGGGCCAUUAGGGCCAGGACCAAGGAGCACAUUGAGCGUCUAGAGCGUGAGCUUGCCGAGCUCAAGGGCGUCCAGAGCCGUGACAGAAAGGUCCAGGAACUUCUGCGGCGGAACAAGUUCCUCGAACAGGAGAUUGCCAGGCUUCGAGAACACAUGGGCUACACCGCUACGGACUCAUCCUACUCCUCGAAUUCCGCAGGUACGCCAGGUACCAUGACCAGCAACGCCCAUGACCUUUACUUUGGACCGCUAACCCCAGGUCCAUCAGUCUACGACGACAAUCUCAGUUCUGGCAGCGGUGCUGUGCCGAGCCCGAGGGUGUCUCCUCUGCCCUCGAGUGACUUCAACCAGAUCAACGACUACGCGCAGCAGUCGUAUGGCCACAUGACGAGUGCCGGCGGCGAACCGUGGCAGCCGUCUGUCGCCCCAAAUCCCGUCCUCGGCAACAUCCCCAGCCCCUCGUCUCCCGCCCACGGUGAAGAGUACAACGCAGCCUAUAUUCCCACCAGCGUGCCUCCCGCCAUGAUUCCGACCACUCUCAAGGACAUCAAGCACGACUAUGAUGAGAUCGACCACAACAGUAUGCACUUCUCCUCCCCCUUUUUGCCACGCGUAGAGACGACAUGGGCUGACUUGAGCUGCUUCUCGUCGUCCAGGUGGGCUCAGACUCAACACCUCAACUAUGCAUAA